GAGAAUUGUGGGAUGCAUACCAAAACUUAUUUUGUAAAUUUUUAAGAAGUCCAGGAAAAAGUUAUUAACGGGAGAAGAAAGUUGAACAAGUUAAACUGGAUCUAUCACUAAGACCAAGGAAUAUAUCAACAAACAAAGACAUUUAAUUUUAGAUUUAAUUCAUAUAACCUAGAAAUUGCUAGAACUUCAAAAUAUACAUCCAUUAAAGAAAACGCUGGUAUUUGUAUAUGAACAGACUUGACAUGAUGGAUCAGGUUCAUUUGGCAAAUGAAGAUGAGGAUGAUUUGUAUGGAGGAUUCAAUGAUUACAAUGCUACAUUAGAUACAGGAGAUUUAGAGAAUGACCCAGCCUUCCAACAUGCUGUUAGAACUAGUCACGGACGACGUCCACCUCCUACAGCAGCCAGGAUGGGCACAAUGGGUAAAGGUCGCAUGCCUCCUUCUUCCAUGGGAGCACGUCCUAUCACAGGAGCUCAAGUUGGCCAGGAUGGGCAGGCACGCCCUAUGACUGCAGUAAAAGGUGCUGGCUAUAGAGGGAGUGGGGCACAGUUUGACCCCAUGAAUCAGUCAAAAGGUCCAGCCCCACCCCUGGAAACUAAACCUGAAGAUAGCCCAGAAGAGAAGAUCAAGCAAAUUGAGAAGAAAGUCAAUGAGCUGAUAGAAGAAAGCUGUUUUGCAAAUGAUCGGAGAGAGUUUCAACUUGCUCUUGAGAAAGCAAAAGAAGCUGGUCGCAAAGAGAGACAGUUGGUACGUCAGAGAGAGCAGAUGUCAGCGAAUGAUCAGAUAAAUCUAGAUCUCACAUACUCAGUUUUAUUCAACCUGGCAAACCAGUAUGCAGCAAAUGAGAUGUACGGAGAGGCAAUUAACACAUACCAAGUCAUUGUGAAGAACAAGAUGUUUAGCAAUGCAGGGCGGCUGAAGGUGAACAUGGGCAACAUUUACUUCAAACAGAAACAAUGGCAGAAAUCAGUCAAGAUGUACAGGAUGGCUCUUGAUCAGGUCCCAAAUACUCACAAAAACAUGAGGAUUAAAAUCAUGUCCAACAUCGGAAUUGCAUUUGUGAAGAUGAAUCAAUACAACGAUGCUAUCACCUCCUUUGAACACAUCAUGAUGGAGCAGCCCACCAUCGCAACAGGCUUCAAUCUUGUUCUUUGUUACUUCGCACUGGGAGACCGAGAAAAAAUGAAAAGAGCAUUCCAGAAACUUCUAAUGGUAGAUUUGAAAAUGGAAGAUGAGGAUAAAUAUUUGCCGCAUAAUGAUGACAAACAAUACAAUCUCAUCCUAGAAGUUAUCAAGAAUGAUGAUCUCAGGAAGAUAGAGAGAAAGGCUAAAACUGAAGCCGAGCGAUGCAUCAAGAGCGCAGCAAAGAUUAUUUCACCAGCCAUCGAGAACACAUUUGCUGAGGGAUAUGAUUGGUGUGUUGAACAGGUGAAGGGUUCAUCCUAUGUUGAACUGGCACAUGAUCUUGAGAUUGAUAAAGCACUGAUGUACCUUAAACAGAAGGAUUUCCAACAGAUGAAAUAUUCCAAAAUGGCAAUUGAAACACUGAAGUCAUUUGAGAAGAAGGACACCAAGGUUGCAAGCACAGCUGCUACAAAUCUCUCCUUCCUCUACUUUCUGGAGAAUGAUCUGAGUCAAGCAGCUAAGUAUGCAGAGGUUGCAAUGCAGGCAGAUCGCUACAACCCUGCUGCAUUGGUGAACCGUGGCAAUGUUUGGUACAUGCAGAAAGACUAUGAGAAAGCAAAACAGUUCUAUAAGGAAGCUCUUGAAAAUGAUCUCUCCUGUGUUGAGGCGCUUUAUAAUCUAGGGUUGAGCAACAAGAAAUUGGCACGACUUGAGGAUGCAUUGGAGACAUUCUACAAGCUACAUGCUAUUUUAAGAAACAAUGCGCAGGUGAUAUAUCACAUUGCUGAUAUAUAUGACCAGCUAGAAGAUACGGCACAGGCUACAGAAUGGUUCAUGCAGCUUAUAGGCAUCGUGCCCACUGAUGCUACCCUCUUGGCUAGACUAGGGGAAAUAUUUGAUAAUGAGGGGGAUAAGUCACAAGCUUUCCAGUACCAUUAUGAUUCAUUCAAGUAUUUCCCAUCAAACAUUGAGAUCAUAGAAUGGCUAGGGGCCUACUACAUUGACUCUCAGUUUUGUGAGAAGGCUAUACAAUACUUUGAGAGAGCAGCCUUGAUACAGCCCAACCAAGUAAAGUGGUACAUGAUGAUAGCUAGCUGUCACAGGCGCAGUGGGAACUACCAGAAGGCCCUUGACACAUAUAAAAGUAUAAAUAAGAGAUUCCCUGAAAACAUUGAAUGUUUGAGAUUCCUGGUACGACUGUCAACAGACAUGGGCCUGAAAGAUGCAAAUGAUUUCGCUACAAAACUCAAGAAAGCGGAGAAGUCUAAAGAACUCAGAGAACAGAGAGUAAAUAGCGGCAGUGGUAGAAGAGGCAGUGGCAGAAAGAGAGAGGGAAGGGAAAACAGUGCAGGAAGUGAUUCAGGAAGCAGGGCUGGAAGUGGAACUAGUCUAAGAUCUAGUGCAAGGGGUGAACGAUCUGCAGGAAGUGCCGCAAGAAGGACCAGGCCAAACUUUGAUGAUGAUGAAGACGCAUUUGGAAAGAAGGAAGUCGAUGCCUCCUAUUCAGAUCCUCUCGGCUCAAUGGCUGAACGACCCAAGACAGCUGCUAGGCGACCAAAUGAAGUGAAGGAUGAGUUUGAUGAUGAGGAAUUGGGAGAUGACUUACUACCCGAAUAAAUGCUGUAUUUGGACUAUUUUGUUUGACUGUCUUUGGCAUGUUCAUCAAUCAUUCAUGUCAGUUUACAAUGUACAAGUACAACUGAAAAUAUUUGAUCAUUACAAGAACAUUUUAAGGAGCCAUUGCUGUUAAUUUAAAUGUAGAUGUAGUACAUUGAACAAAGUGUGGGAAAUGAAGAAUAUGUGUACACAGUUCAAAGAUGCCACAGAGACAUUCGUUUUCAUUGUUAAGAGUAAAUUAGUAAGGUGAGAAAAUUUUGCAUCCGUCCAUCCAGGAAUACUGGUUUCUAUCUUCUCAUCCUUAAAUGUUAGUCUAUAUCUUAUAUUUAUUAUGCACAACGUUUUGUAUGUAUAAAUUAAUGUUUAAAUAUAUGUGAUAUAUA
Messenger RNA from Owenia fusiformis, 3124 nucleotides. Lineage: Eukaryota; Metazoa; Annelida; Polychaeta; Sabellida; Oweniidae. The record is from the annotation of a GenBank genome assembly.